This is a messenger RNA of Symbiodinium sp. CCMP2592, 3783 nucleotides long. Lineage: Eukaryota; Dinophyceae; Suessiales; Symbiodiniaceae. The record is from the annotation of a GenBank genome assembly.
GCUGUGCAUGAGGAGGUGCUCCGCAGGCGCGGCGUGCUUCGUGAUGACAACAUCCUUGUGUAUGGGAAACCGGUGCCCGAGCAGGAUCUCUGGACCGGGGCCUAUCUCGAUGACCUGCUGGUUGCGCUGCGGUGUACGGUGCCCGAGCCGGUGCCUUUGGAUGGAACUUUUGUGCCACCCGAGCCGCAGGAAUCCGAUGAGGAUGUGCGGGCCAUUCGCGCCGCGAUCGCCGGCUACGAGGAGGCCGGGCUGCAGCGAGCAGUGCAUAAGGAGUUCAACCAGAUCGUGGACUUCAAAGCAUGGGGUGCUGUAGUGAAGGGGGUGAAGGGUACAGUGGGUGCACCCAUGGAGGUGCGUCAACAGCUGUGGGCGCUCCUGGCCAAGGUGGUGUCCUUGGGCUGGUGCACUCGUGAAGUGUUGCAACGAAUUGUUGGCUAUGUUUCGUUUGUCUUUCAGUUUCGGAGGGAGAUGUACUCAUUGCAGCAUCACAUCUACAAGUUCAUGGCAAACCUCCCGAGGCAGAAGUGGCGACGUAUUCCAGGCCAUGUACUUGACGAGUUGCGUAGCUUUGCCCUGCACCUUCCUUUCGCUUAUUUCUCCAUGCGGAAACGACUGGACCUGGAGGUGCUGGCGACCGAUGCGACUCCGACUUCGGGAGGUGCGGUCACGGCCCUGGUCUCUGAGGCUUUAGCGGACGAGCUUUGGCGUAAGUCAGAAGUUCGGGGUGAGCCGGUGCGGUUGGAUCGGAGUGAAGGCUUCCUCUCGAGUAUUGCGCCUCCUGCGGCGCCCUCCCAGUUUGCCAGUGCGGUGGCCGAGUCCUUGCCUUGGUCCGUCAUCAGCUCCUACUCGUUCCGCCAGACGUCCCACAUUAAUCUUCAGGAAUUACGUGCUCUUCGACGAGAAAUUGUUCGUUUGGCAUCAAGGAGCUCGGGGGAGGGGCAGAUCAAGCUUUGCCUUAACGACAGCCGGGUAGUGAUCGGAGCGGUGACGAAGGGGCGUUCCUCCAGCUAUAAGUUGAACGGGCUUCUUCGGACCAUGUUACCGUAUCUGACUGCUGCGAAUAUCACCUUGGCUUUGCUGUGGGUUGAGACUGAAUCCAACAGGGCAGACGCUCCUUCUAGAUUCGAGUCACUGCCGGCUCCAGUGCCGGCCCCUCCUUGGCUGCAGAGUUUUGGUGUGGACGCUUGGCGUGCAGGUGCCGGCCUAGAAGUGUUUUCCCGAGCGGGGCGAAUGACAGAGGCGCAUCGUGCUCUGGGGUUACCUAUGCUGGAGCCGAUCGACUUUACUUUAGGUCGUGACGUCUUCGACUCGGACAUUGAGGCCCGGCUUCGUCGACGCGAGGUGGCCUGGCUGUGGUUGGCUCCUCCUUCAAAGGGCUUCAAUCGUCGGUGGUGUGCCCAGGCCGGACCGGCGAUACGACCAAAAGGGGAGCCAGAAGGUGACGAGGCAGACCCGAGGACCUGGUGGGGCAAUCUUUUGUGGCGGCAUUCCUUGUACUUGGCCCAGGUCGCUCUCGACCACGGAGUGUUCGUCUUCUUGGAGCAUCCGAGGAAAAGUUUGGCUUGGGCCUUGCGGGACACUGAGCUGUUCCAACACCGUGCAGGGAUGAUCAAGCAUAGAGUGGAUUGGUGCAUGUAUGGGGAACACGGGCAUGAUCUCUCAGUGGGAAAUGCACAGAGUGUGGUGUUGUCCAAUGCUCCGUGGCUGGGUUCAGUGAUCCGACGCUGUGCUCAGAAGCAUGUGCACCCGAUCCCGGUUCGAGGCUCGAGUGCCAAAAGGUGUGAUCAUCCGUGGGGCUUCUGUGUCGAGCUCGCCAAUGCCUACCGCAGCUGGAAGGAGGCCUCUUCGGAGUAUCGCAGAGGGCUUCGGGAGGCAGGUGCGUGGCUCCUCUCGAUGGCUCUUGCUUUGGGGGCGCCUUUGCGGCGCUCGUCGUCUCCAGGCCUUGUGGACCGGUGGCUGGAACGCUGCGUGGACCACGCUUAUCGCACAGGUGAGAAGCUCUACCGGGUUCGACUUGGAGUACUAGGUGUGCAGCGCAUCCUUAACAUUGCUGGUCCUUUAUUGCGCUCAACCUGGUCAGCUCUUCGGGGAUGGCGAGCGCUACAACCAGUGCGAUCCAGGGUGCCGAUCUCGUCUUCACUGUUGCAUGCGUUCCUGGUGGUGUCUUUGGCUCGUGGCAACGCCGAGGUGGGCCGUGCUCGCGAGAGGUGGUGGUCAGCAAUGCUGGCAGCUUGGCUCUCUUUUGAAGGUCUGCUUCGGCCAGGUGAACUUUGCCAAUUGCGAGCAGGUGACAUUGAUCUGCCGUUGGAUAGCCUCACCGCUGCCGAUGAAGGCCUCAUCCUGACGAUUCGGCAGCCCAAAACACGUCGGGUAUACCACACUCAGUUUGUCCUUGUGAAGGAACCGCGUUUGGUCAAAUGGAUGGUGUGGUGGCUUGAUGCUGUACCAUCAGGCAGAAAAUUGUUCAGGCUGGGGCGUCGAGAGUGGGCCCGCCUUCUGACGGCAGGUCUCUCAGCUCUGGGUGCAGACCAGAACGGCUACACCUUGGGCAGCCUGAGAGGAGGUGGAGCUACGGCCCAUUUUCGAGCUCAUGAGAAUCUGGCACGCCUUCAGUAUCAUGGACGUUGGGCCAGGUCGGAAACACUACGCUUUUACUUGCACGAGGCGUGGGCAGCCCAGGGGGAUGCUCAGCUCUCUGCAUCUAGCAAGGAGCGACGGCUGCAGCGGGCCCUGCGAGAGCUCGCGGACGCGCUCCAGGAGGCGGAACAGGAGGAGCAGCAAAAGGAAAGUCGGGCUAGCCAACCAGGGCGCGGAAGUGCUUCGUCUAGGGCGACGUCGCCGGCUCCCUCUUUGGCAGGUUCGUCUUCUUCCUGGUCACGCGUGGGCGGUGCAAAAGCGAGAGCAGCGGCGACUGAGAGGGACCCGCUUCGACGGCGGGCGAUUGUGCACCUCUCACGUCCGACUCCGUCGCGUCGACUCAGUGGAGGCCGCCAUGGACCGGUGGAAUUCCGUUCAUCCGAACCAUCCUUGCCCACAGCUCAAGCUGUAGAUGUGACGGCCUCGACCUUGUUGCAGGCGGCGCAGUCGGCGGCUCAAAGUUUGGGGGAGCAUGAAGUGGAUCAAGGCUUAACUCCUGCGGAGAUUCUGCAAGAUCAACACAGCAGGGACUCAGCUUCACGAUGGAGGGCGGGAGAUGCCCGCCGUCGCAUCACAGCGGCCCUUGCUCGCUUGGUCAACUCACUGCAGUCCUGGACGACGGGCUCCACGGAGCGCGCUUCGACGCGCAAUGGGCCACAGCCGGUGCGCCCCCGGCCGGUGCAAGCGCUGAGGGUAGAUCCCUCAACUGCCGCGGCUUCCUCGAUGUGGUGGCCGCGGUACUCCUGGAUAAACAAGUGGACUCUCCUGGGGCUCAUGCUCAUGGUCCUCUUUCCCAAGGUGACGGCGCUCGUCUUCGGCUUGAUGGUGCGAUUGGUACUACGUGCCCUCUCGGCCCUCAUCUCGCACUUGGCUCGUGAGUUGUUCACUCAGAUCUUGGAGAUCACAGGGGACAUUGAAGCUCAGCUGGUGCACUUCUUGAGCGUCCAGCUUGGGUUGACAUCCGACUGGCAUCCUCCAAUGACGAUGCCAGGAGCACCAGCUCCGCCGGUCUAUCCGGCGUUUGCUCCGCCACCUGCGCCUCCAGCUGCCCUCCCAGCCCGCCCCAUGGACAUGAUCACCUUGGUGCUGGUGGCCCUGCAACUUCGCAAUGCCCCAGGUCUGGGGUGGGGUGGGGGACAAUGCUGA